AUGUUUCUCCAAUUUGUGCAUGAGCAACCUUGUAAAACAGGUUUUAGUGAAUUAAUCUCAGAGCCAAAGGAGUGCAACGGCGCGUUGAGAUAUCACGACGGAACAAACCCGAUUACAAUUCUGAAUGAAACUCUUGGUUCUGCUGCUCCAAAUCAAUUACUUCAAGAAGGAGCCUGCCGCUCUGACCCAUCAACGGACCAGGGAGGGGAUAAGACAAACUUGUGCAAUGCAGGCGUUACAUAUUUGCGCCAGGAAGGCGCUUGGACCUUGCCUCCACAGCCAGUCUGCAAUGAGUUACUGCGUCUAUUCUUUCAAUCUGAAUAUUUGUGUGUGCCUGUAUUUGAUCGUGUCAAGUUCGUAACAGAGUAUCUACAACAAACUGUAUCAAUGUUCUUGCUGCAGGCUGUGCUGGCUAGUGCCGUUUCAUAUGCAUCAGUAGAGCUGCUGAAUGCAGCCGGUUUCCAAGAUCAUUCAAGUGCCCAGGAAACAUUCUUUACUAGGGCCAAGUUACUGUAUGACUUUGACGUUGAAAAGAGUCAGCUACGGCUUUUACAGGGCUCUCUCAUCCUUAGUACUACUCACGUUUCCCAUUAUAUGUCCAGGGAUUAUCGAUUCUGGAUUUCAAAUGCUGUGUGCAUAGCAACAAAAAUGGGACUUCACCGACGUUCAGUUCGCCAGAGACUACAUACAUCUGCGGGGAAGCUCCUUCGGCGAAUUUGGUGGACUCUUUAUACCUGGGAUGCGGUUAUGGCUCUCAAUGGAAUGGAUACUAUACGCAGAUUCUAUGAUACUGAUCACGAUGCAUCCCACUUGACCGAGGCUGAUUGGGAGGAAGAAAUCAUUCCUUCCAAUUUCCAGGACCUUCUUCAUCCGUUUACUAGUUUGGAGAAAUCCUAUAUGAUAGAGAGUUCAAGGCUUUCCUUAAUCAUUGUCCAGUUUUGGCAAAAAUUUGCAACUACUCCUCUAGAAACAUGCUGCAAUGAGUUAGAGGUUGCAAUUCAAGACUGGCGUGAGUCGCUUCCUCACCUGAGGAUUGUGAAUACUUUAGAGCGAACCAGCAUUACUUCGUGGCAUCUCAUUCUUCUUGCACGGAGUUAUAUCUGUGAAAGCAUCAUGUAUCGUAUGAUAAAGCGUUCCCCUUCUGCCGAUAAACCACUCAUUCAAAGAGCGACCCAAAUGAUUGAGAACGUCAUGUUUGACCUCGACAAGACACUUGAAAAAAUAAUGAGCCGGGAUAAUGGGCAGUUCAAUAGUUGGCUAAUCCCUACAUUUGUCUCCACUGCCUUCGCAUUGCAUGUGGAGAGAGUAUUAGACCCCACAACCAGCGACUUUAACAAGAUCCUGGCUACGCUCCACAUUCAGGCGAAAUUGGAAUUUUUGCGAGAGAUGAGUAAGACCUGGUCAUAUAUCGGUGCCUUGGUUAAAAUAUUUGAGGACGCUAUCCGUUCCGCUAAUAUUUCCGUACCAUUACCAAAGCCUCAACAGGAGCAUGGUAUCGUCCAUAUUUCCCAAGGAUCUCCCGACGCAUUACUACCUCCGAAUAAACAGCCUGAUCUUGGAAGUUAUUCCUGGUUUUUGGGCCUUGCUAACAGCGACAUGUCAUUUGAUUUUCCGAUUGGUUCCUUGGACACAACUUCCAUGCUGGAUGAAUUCUUCUCUGACAACUCGCAUAAUUGGAAUUCGUCCCAGAUUUAA
This is a messenger RNA of Talaromyces proteolyticus, 1695 nucleotides long. RefSeq lists its product as uncharacterized. The transcript has 4 exons. Bases 1 to 1695 code for a protein of 564 amino acids. Gene Ontology annotation, biological process: DNA-templated transcription. NCBI's taxonomy places the organism in Eukaryota, Fungi, Ascomycota, Eurotiomycetes, Eurotiales, Trichocomaceae. Gene Ontology annotation, molecular function: DNA binding; zinc ion binding. The record is from RefSeq and is a predicted model, not a curated record.